AUGUCCUUCUCCACCUCCACGCGUCUGCGCCCCGCGCGCCUCUGCUUCCGCUGUAUGCGCACCUUUGUUCGUCCCUCCUCCACUGCCGCUUCGCCCUCGCCGAUCCUCUCGCGCCUGCGUGAAGACAUGAAGAACGCCAUGCGCGCCAAGGACUCGGCCCGCCUGGCCGUCAUCCGUAGCGUGCUGAACGACAUCACAAACGCUUCCAAGACCGCGAAGCCCGUUGCGGAUGAUAUGCUGCUGCGCGCCCUGCUGUUGAAGAGGAUCAACCAGUCCAAGGAUGCUGCUCAGCAGUUUCGCGACGCCAAGCGCGAGGACUUGGCGGAGAAGGAGGAUGGCAGCGCGAGCGUGAUGAAGAACUACGUCGGCGAGAUCGAGGAGGCGGCUGGGGGGGUCGUAGCCGCGGACGAGCUGCAGCGCGUCGUCAAGGAGACAAUCCAAAGCUGGCAAGAUGGAAAGCCCGUUAUGGGCAAGGUUAUGGACAAGAUUACGGGACCCGGCGGCGCGCUUGACGGCCGGAUGGUGGAAAAGGGUGACCUUGCCAAGGCUGUCAAGGAGGCGUUGGGUAACUAA
Molecule: messenger RNA, 573 nt
Organism: Diplodia corticola
Lineage: Eukaryota; Fungi; Ascomycota; Dothideomycetes; Botryosphaeriales; Botryosphaeriaceae
Product: aspartyl glutamyl-trna amidotransferase subunit b-related protein
Exons: 1
Coding region: 1-573 (190 amino acids)
Cellular component (GO): mitochondrion
Molecular function (GO): carbon-nitrogen ligase activity, with glutamine as amido-N-donor
Source: RefSeq, a predicted model, not a curated record